Molecule: messenger RNA, 1091 nt
Organism: Manis pentadactyla (Chinese pangolin)
Lineage: Eukaryota; Metazoa; Chordata; Mammalia; Pholidota; Manidae
Gene: PRDX4
Product: peroxiredoxin 4
Exons: 8
Coding region: 114-983 (289 amino acids)
Biological process (GO): cellular response to stress; hydrogen peroxide catabolic process; cell redox homeostasis
Cellular component (GO): endoplasmic reticulum; cytosol
Molecular function (GO): thioredoxin peroxidase activity
Source: RefSeq, a predicted model, not a curated record
GAGCAGGUCUCGCGAGGCCGCACACCGGCUCGCGCGGGCCCCGAGCGCGCGGCGUAGCUGCCUGGCAGCCGGGGAAGUGGUGCUCGCGCCAAAGGACGUGUGUCUGCACUCGUAUGGUCAUGGAGGCGCCACCACCGCUGCUAGCGGCGCUGACUCCGGCCUUUGGCCGGAGCCGAAGGCUGCUGCUGCUGCCGCUGCUGCUGUUCCUGCUGCCGGCCGCACCACUGCGGGCCUGGGAGGCCGAGGAGAGGCCCCGAACCCGCGAAGAGGAGUGCCACUUCUACGCGGGUGGACAAGUGUACCCGGGAGAGGCGUCCCGGGUUUCGGUCGCCGACCACUCCCUGCAUCUCAGCAAAGCCAAGAGUAGGUGGUGCCACGCAAAGAACAUCAUAUACUUUUCUUCCUUAGUUUCCAAGCCAGCACCUUAUUGGGAAGGAACAGCUGUGAUAAAUGGAGAAUUUAAGGAGCUCAAGUUAACUGACUAUCAUGGAAAAUACUUGGUUUUUUUCUUCUACCCACUUGAUUUCACUUUUGUGUGUCCAACUGAAAUUAUCGCCUUUGGUGAUAGAAUUGAAGAAUUCAGAGCUAUAAACACUGAAGUGGUAGCAUGCUCUGUUGAUUCACAGUUUACUCAUUUGGCCUGGAUUAAUACCCCUCGAAGACAGGGAGGACUUGGACCCAUAAAGUUUCCACUUCUUUCAGACUUGACCCAUCAGAUCGCAAAGGACUAUGGCGUAUAUCUGGAGGAUUCAGGCCACACUCUUAGAGGCCUCUUCAUUAUUGAUGACAAAGGAAUCCUAAGACAGAUUACUCUGAAUGACCUUCCUGUGGGGAGAUCGGUGGAUGAGACCCUGCGUUUGGUGCAAGCAUUCCAGUACACCGACAAACAUGGAGAAGUCUGCCCAGCUGGUUGGAAACCUGGUAGUGAAACAAUCAUACCUGAAGAUGCCAUGAAAGCCUGGUGGCCUAGAGAAGAGCUAUAAUCCCAGAUCCAGCUGGAAAACUGAAGUAUUUCGAUAAACUGAACUGAUAAGACUUCUUCAGGUUAUGAUGCUUGAAAGGUCUCCAUAAAGUUCACCAUGUUAAUGCCA